AGCCUCCUACAGGGACUAACAGGCUUCGCAGCAUAACGCUGCAUUAACCGCUGCGCUCCUUUCACUUCAGUUGGCCGUGAAAACGACAGGUGCAGGUGCUUUGUGCUGUUCUUCCAAAAUGCGCAAAACGUUGAUUAUUCUUAUCGUAAACUAAUACUUUGAAUCUCGAAUGUGAUGUGAGAAAUAGAGAGCCACUGUUUCCAUCUUGACGAAUGAGUGUUUACAGCGUCAUCAUGUCGCAUCACAUCCAGCGAGCGCUCAUCUGUUCUCUUCUUCUCUGUUUGACGACGACGGGCAUGACGCGCUCCUCUUCAACAUCAGACCUCAAAUCCAAAAUAUCUGGCGUGGAGGAACUGCUGGAGGAGUUCCGUAAGCAGCUACAGCAGGAUGAGUCGGACUCGAGGGUGGAUGAGGAGGAUGGAGACCGCUGUAUCAGUGGCUUCAAGGCGGCGGAGGAGCGCAUCAUCCGCGCCAGCGCGUCCAUCGAGCAGGGCGCCGCGUUCUUGUCCGCGCCGCAGAGGGUGUUCAGCUGGAGGGACUGCGCGCACGCCUGCUGCUCUCACCCGCACUGCACAUCCGCCAUCAUCCAGGAGGACCUCAAGGCGCCCGAUGACAGUUUGCGCUGUUAUCUCUUCAACUGCACGUACAGGGGCAGGGAUGUGUGCUCGUUUUCCUUCCAGCCGGGAUUCAGCACCUACAGUCGGGUGGACAACAGCAGCUCUAGACCCCAUGAGCCCGGCCUUGACCCCGCUGCCACUGACAGCCCCAGCACUUCAGCCGGGAGACCCUCAUAUGGGAUCGAUGAGGCUCUGGAUGAGCCGCCUCGCAGUGAUGCGGGACAGGACUUGGUGGUUCAGCUGCCGACAGACUGGGCCGUGCUAGACGGCAGAGACAGCACCGAUGAUCAUGACAUCAUUCAUUACGAGUGGGCUCUUGUGAAAGGAGAUCCCGCCGUUAAAAUGAAGGUGACUCACCCGGGCCUGCUGAAACUCAGUGCUCUUAGAGAAGGCAUUUACACCUUUGAGCUGACCGUCACCGACACGGCGGGACAGAAGAGAUCUGACAAUGUGUCUGUCAGUGUGCUCGCCCCUGCUCCAAACGCAGAAGUGUGUACAGGUCACUGCUCUCGGUAUCAGUUCAUGUGUGAUGAUGGAUGCUGUAUAGACAUCGGUUAUGCCUGCGAUGGAAAGCAACACUGCCCCGACCGAUCAGAUGAAGAUUUCUGCCAAAAUUUUGAUAGUGCUCGUAAGUCCAACCCUGCCUCUAAACAUGAACCAGAUACACAAACUGAAGCAGAAGCCCAGACGCCCGCAGAAAUACAGCUCGAAGAGAGCCCUAAAUCUGAACAACAUCUACAUUAUGACUUCAGUUCACCAGAUCCCUGUGCAGCGCCCCCUGCGGUCGGCCCGUGUAAAGGUGUUUUCCCACGCUGGUAUUACGAAUCUAAAACAGGAGAGUGCCAGCACUUCCAGUACGGUGGCUGCAAAGGAAACCACAACAACUUCCUCCAGAAGUCUGAUUGCAUAAAUGAGUGCAUUCAGAAACCAUCAGUAACAAAACAUCAGGCCACUGCAACUCCGUUACCCAGUGUGAAAACAUACACACCUCCCAUUGCUUUUGUCCAUAAGGAAAAACUGCACGAUCCUCUAACAGAGUCUCGAAAUUCACUGCCAUCGUCUAAAACUCAUCGUGUGCUGGAAGGACACCCACCCCCUGAAUCAGGUGCGAUCUUACCCCUGGCGUUGGGUCUGAUCAUCAGCGCUCUGCUCUUACUGAUGGUGGGCUGCAGGCUCUGUCUUGUGCGUCGCAGACUGAAGAAAGCUUUGCCUCUCACCACAGAAGAGUCUGACUACCUCAUCAAUGGCAUGUAUCUGUAGCAGAACAGCCAUCAAGCGUCCAGUCUGCUGCACCAUCUGUGUGACUGUGUGUGUACAGCUGACAAAACCAUCUAAUGCACAGCUAGUCAACCCUGCUCCUGGGGCCAGGUGCACCAGCCUACCUAUGACAUAAAUAUGACACCAUUUAAAUAUAAAAUCAAGAUUUCCUCCAACAAAGAAUAAUGCAUUGAAUAAAACGGCUGAUCAAUUGAAUUGCAUUAAUUUAAUGUUAAAUGUUUUACCCAGCAGACCAUGCUUAAUACAUAUAAUGUUGGCAUUUACAAAGAGAGCACAUUAUGUGCAUAAAUAAGUUUGAAGCUCUUCAGCAUGAACCCAGAUCUAAACAGUGCACCUCAGUGGGAAUCCCUCAUGUUGGAAUCCAGAUGGAAUCAAUCGUAAUAAAUAAAGCUAAUUUAUUUUUAUAAAUGUUAUUUACAUAUAAAAACACCUGUCAUGUUUUAGUUUUUUUUUCCAUGAUCUAGUAUCAUAUUUCCACGUGUCCUUUUUAACAUUAGUAACAUGAAGUUAAAGAAGUUCAAGUAAAAGGAUCAACCCUAACAAGCUAAUUCACAGCAACACAAGUCUGUUCAUAAAUGUGAAGGCUACUGUUGGAUAGAUGGUAAACAUCCAGCGACUACACAUUACUUUACAGAGAGCUUACAACCUAUUAGCUACAUUCUGCCUCAAAAACAAGUCCAAAGUUACAAAAUAAUUACCGGUAGUAAUUAAUGCGCCUCAAGUGGACUUUAUGUUCCACCUUAAGAACUUACAAAUGGCUGGUACCCUAUAGAGCUGCCAUCCUCCAACGCUAAUCAAACAGACCUGGACCCAGGGUGCUCAGAGUUACUGGAGAACUACAGACCGGGUGUUGGUGCAGGGUCGAAACUUAACUCUGCAGGAAGGUAUUGUAGUUCUCCAAAAGCAGGGUUGACUACUACUGAUCUAUUGAUUAAUGGUAAGUUCAUGCCCUUAAUAUCCUCUUAAGUGCAAAACGACAAAACUUUCUCUCAACUCUUUCACUAUAUAGGAUGCCAAAUUAAGUGAAUCUCAAUUCAUGCUAUUCGAAAAAUAACAUUUCUAACCUUUAUGGACACUGUUUCUGAGAAAAUUGCAUCUGUUACAGUUAUUUUGGUAGUAAUUAUGCAGAUGUGUGUGACUGCAGCAAAGGUUCCUGUGGUAUAAAGAUGCAGUUGUAUUAUUUGAUAAUAUGUCUAAAUACUGGCUUAACGCAUACUGAAGAGUAUACUUGUUUCUGAAGUGACUGAAUUUGAAUUUAGCUUUAUU
Molecule: messenger RNA, 3161 nt
Organism: Carassius auratus (goldfish)
Lineage: Eukaryota; Metazoa; Chordata; Actinopteri; Cypriniformes; Cyprinidae
Gene: lrp11
Product: low density lipoprotein receptor-related protein 11
Exons: 9
Coding region: 213-1877 (554 amino acids)
Molecular function (GO): protein binding; serine-type endopeptidase inhibitor activity
Source: RefSeq, a predicted model, not a curated record